Molecule: messenger RNA, 624 nt
Organism: Owenia fusiformis
Lineage: Eukaryota; Metazoa; Annelida; Polychaeta; Sabellida; Oweniidae
Source: the annotation of a GenBank genome assembly
AUGUCUUUUUUAGAAAACUUAAAAACCUCCCAGAAGACUUGUAUUGUUCAAGAUGGGCGCAGAAAGAUCCAUUUCAUCUUCAAGGACAAGACCGAAUUAGCCGAGGAGUAUGAUUUAAAGACUGAUGUUCUCUUAGUGAGGAAAUGGAAAAAAAGCGGGCGGCUAGGAGGUGAAGGUAAAUGGCAAUUUGAGGUAGGAGAGGAUCUUAGCCCAGGGAGCAGUCUUACUGAAGGCCUAAUGGAAAGUUCAACCAAUCCAGUGUUUGUUCGAAAAGAUGGAAAGGAUGUCUUUCAAUGGAGGAUCCGAAAUUUGCCAUACCCACUAGAGACAUACAAUGUCACUGUAGAUAAUGAACAGAGAACAGCAAUCAUUAGAACCACCAACAAAAAAUAUUACAAGAAAUUUACCAUUGAUGACCUGGAUAGACACAAUCUUCCAUUGGAGCAAGAAAGAAUUGUUCUUUCCCAUUCAAAUAAUACACUCAUUAUAAAGUAUAAAAAACCAACUGAAAUACUCCAACAUGAAAAAUGUAUGCAAGAUGAGUUUAAGAAGAUGAAGGAUGGUGAUGUUGGUUGUAAUCCCAGUUGAUAGGUGGCACUUCAGCAUUGGAAGACAUGUGAUCAA